Messenger RNA from Ornithodoros turicata, 447 nucleotides. RefSeq names its product adult-specific rigid cuticular protein 15.7-like. The transcript has 3 exons. NCBI's taxonomy places the organism in Eukaryota, Metazoa, Arthropoda, Arachnida, Ixodida, Argasidae. The record is from RefSeq and is a predicted model, not a curated record. Gene Ontology annotation, molecular function: structural constituent of chitin-based larval cuticle. Gene Ontology annotation, cellular component: chitin-based extracellular matrix. Bases 1 to 447 code for a protein of 148 amino acids.
AUGAUUGCCAAGGUACUUGUAGCCGUGCUAGUAGUGGCUACAGCAACCGUCUGUUACGCUGGUGGUCACGGAGGUUAUGGUGGUGGCUACGGUGGUGGCUACGGCGGCGGCUAUGGAGGCCAUGGCGGGCACAGCACGGUGCACCGGAAACAAGACGACCACGGCAAUUACAAGUUCGGCUACCACGUCCAGGACGGUCACGGUGCCACCCACGGCCGACAAGAGCACGGUUCAGCCUACGGACCUGUGUAUGGAUCCUACUAUUUGGGUGACAUCGACGGACGUCACCGUGUCGUCCAAUACGUCGCUGACAAGUGGGGUUUCCGGGCCAUCGUGAAGACCAACGAACCUGGCACCAAGACCAGCCUUCCAGCGGCAGCUCCGUACAUCUCCGCCAACGGCAAGAGCGUUCCUGCCUAUGGGCACGGAGGAGGAUACCACGGCUGA